This is a messenger RNA of Cokeromyces recurvatus, 725 nucleotides long. RefSeq lists its product as uncharacterized. Bases 362 to 586 code for a protein of 74 amino acids. The transcript has 3 exons. Lineage: Eukaryota; Fungi; Mucoromycota; Mucoromycetes; Mucorales; Mucoraceae. The record is from RefSeq and is a predicted model, not a curated record.
UUUUUUUUCUAAUUAAUAAAAUGUAAGGACGUAUUGUAAAAUAAUAAAACAUUUCAAUUAAAUCAAUAAAGUUUAUUGUAUAUUAUUUGUAUAAGAAUUAGUAAGAAAAGGAUAUAAUUUUUUCAGAGAUAAUGAAGAACUUCUCCAUUUACGGUAUUUUUAGAUAGCAAAAUUAAAAAUCUAUUAGUUUUUAGACAUGCUUCUCUGUACAAAUUUAGACUUAUGAGUUUUUAAAAUGACGGUGUCCCUAAUUUCUCCAUAUUAACAGAAGUCGUGCUCUCGACUGGUGACUUGUCUAUUUAUCUGGUAGCAAACCUAAAAAUUGUUUCUUUUAUCCAUCCCACUCUUCUUACUCGAAAUCAUGUUAUUAAGCAUUUAUAUAUACAUGUUCGUUUUUACUAGCCCAGUACUGUUGACGACUCUUUAUCCUUUCUUCUUGAUAUGCUUUCAUAUUGUAAACCUAAAAAUCUUUAACAAAUGUCUGCAUAAUUCCAUUAUUGGCCUAUUAUUUAUGCCAUUCUUCAAAAAGAUAAAUCAUUUGGUAAAUUAUAAAGUCUUUCCUACUUCAUAUGAACCAGAACAAUAGUUAUAUGAUUAGUCAUUGACUCAAUAAUAUAUUGAAAUCAUUUUUCUUAAAAAGGUCUUCCGAUAUAGUUUUCAAUGUUGUGAACCUAUUUAUUUUAUCUUAAAAACCAAAAUACGUAUUUUUUUUAUGAAUCUGAAAC